Molecule: messenger RNA, 1213 nt
Organism: Labrus bergylta (ballan wrasse)
Lineage: Eukaryota; Metazoa; Chordata; Actinopteri; Labriformes; Labridae
Gene: srrd
Product: SRR1 domain containing
Biological process (GO): microtubule-based process
Cellular component (GO): cytoplasm; nucleus
Source: RefSeq, a predicted model, not a curated record
AUUGUCCGGGUCGCUUCUUUCUGCUGAACUAAAGCGGCACCUGAGAAUGAACUUCGUUAUGAAAUCGUGAAAUGUAUUUUAAAAGUCUACAUUUAGUGUACAUCCAGUUAUAGUAGCAUGUCGGACACAGGUGAUGAGUGGCAGGUUGCCCGGCGACGAAAAGGCGCCGCGCGGAAAUCAAAGUUACUUCACGUGUCAUCAGAUUCAACCUAUGAGUCAACAUGCUGUCAGGAGCAGCUGGACAUCGGGAAAACUAUUAAACGUAUACGAGAUACAAUGUCCGAGCUAAGAUGUGAGAGAUUUUGUCAGGAGUGGAAAGAGCAGCUGCGAGUGGCAGGAUCAGUAUUUCUCUCAAAACCUCCUGAGAACAAGGAUACAGAGAAACCUAGCGACCAGCUGCAGACAAACACAGAUGUUGAACCAUGUCAACAGCUGGAGUGUGUGUGUUAUGGCCUUGGCCCCUUUUCCUCCUGUGUGUCAGCGCGCUACCAGCUGGCCAUGUUGCUGCUGCUGCUGGAUUCAGUACAGAUUCCACUGAAAAACUGUUCUGUCUAUGACCCUGUAUUCUCCUCUGGAGAGAGGGAUGUUUUAAGAGAGCUGGGACUGACUGUGCUCACAGAAAACGAGGAGGGGAAGCAUUUUGCCACCAGGCCCACAUUCUUUUACCUGAUGCAUUGUGGAAAAGCCCUUUACAACAAUCUUUUGUGGAAGAACUGGAGCCCACAACGUCUUCCUCAGUUAAUAAUCAUUGGAAAUGGCUUCAGUGGCAUGAAGGACAGGACAAUCGAGAGAGAGUUCAAGUGUGACUACAGCUACAUUUCUCAGACUGUGCCUGUGUGUGAGGAGACACAGCUGCCUUGUCCAGCCCGUCUGAUUGACAUUUUUAAUGACACAGCCGUCAUCACCUUUCCAAACAGUGGGCUUAACAGACUCCCCACAAUCCACCUGGGUGGAGCCGCCUGAACCACAGUACCAACACUGCACUGAUUUGGAGAUUAUUAGGAGGGAAACUCCAAGCUGAGCCAGGAGUUACACAAGACAUGGACAGAACUGUGUAUUUUUUUUAUUGUUGCCAUGGAUACAAGCAGAUCUAAAAUAGAUAAACUCUGCUUCAAAUUGAGGAAUACAUCUUGUAAUGCUCAACUGUUGUAAUAGUUUGUCUCAAGGGAAAGGAAAAAGUGGAAAAGUGACCAUUAAACAUUAACCCCCCCCC